Molecule: messenger RNA, 249 nt
Organism: Penicillium verrucosum
Lineage: Eukaryota; Fungi; Ascomycota; Eurotiomycetes; Eurotiales; Aspergillaceae
Exons: 3
Coding region: 1-249 (82 amino acids)
Source: RefSeq, a predicted model, not a curated record
AUGGCGCUAUUUACGAGUACCGCCACUCUAGUGAAUGCUUUCAGCCAAUUCGUUAACCCGAUUGCACUCCAGGCUAUUGCAUGGCGCGUAGUCUUGAUAGACAUCGAAUUUACCGAGUUAUCUUCCUCUUUUAUUGCUUCCUUUGGUCUUAAAUUACACACCAGGCAAGAUUAUCUUGAUGAUCCGGUCCUGUUUGGCAUUCUUGCUUUCAAUUUUCAGGAGCCUUCCAAUAUCGGAAUUGCGUUGUAA